Messenger RNA from Periconia digitata, 1140 nucleotides. NCBI's taxonomy places the organism in Eukaryota, Fungi, Ascomycota, Dothideomycetes, Pleosporales, Periconiaceae. The record is from the annotation of a GenBank genome assembly.
ACCAACAUCUCGGCUUCCAGUCUCUCCCCUCUCGCUAAUACCUUGCAAUCGCUGGACAUCUCGGCUAACCUCUUUACUGAGAUACCCGAUAGUAUCGCGACCUUGUCUUGCCUUCGCGCACUGAACAUGUCCAACUGCAUGAUUGAAAGUCUGCACUCGUUGGGCAGAAAUCCCUUGCCCGCCAUCACGACUCUCAACCUUCGGUCAAAUCGGCUGACUGCCCUUGCCGGUAUCGAGCGAUUGCUCUCUUUAGAGCGUGUAGACCUUAGAGACAACAAGCUCACUGAUCCUACAGAGCUCGCCCGGCUUACCGUUGUGCCCAACAUGAUUGAUAUCUACGUUCACCGCAACCCGUUUUGCAAGUCUUAUAGCACUUACCGAGUUACCAUCUUCAACCUCUUUCGGAAAACCCCGGGUUACACAGCCGAUGUAACCUUGGAUGCUACUGGACCGAGUAGCGGCGAAAGAAAGCAACUCAUUGACAGAGUGCCCGAAUUGCCGAGCGUGCCAAUUGUCAGACCACCACCCGAGGAUGAUGUGCCCGCGCCGUUUUCUCCACCCAAGGUCGUCAAAGCAAUUGACAACUCGGAGGAAGCCCAGCGUACUUCUCUGUAUCGCACUAAAAGCGCCAAAAGCGCCAAAGGGGGUUCCCUUCGAAAGAAGAAAGCGCCCAAGCGGAGAGUGGUGGAACUCAGUCAGAGUGAUGCUGUGAAGCCUGCAAAGAUGGACGUGCCCGUAGCACCUGCUGCUGCUCCCGACGAAGAAGUCCCCGCACCCGAGAGUCGUACAUCUGAGCCGGCGACGAAUGGCAUACCUCUGCCCAGUCCCACACGUCUCAAAGCACCAGAGGAGGCUGUAGCGGCUUCGGUUGAUUCUGCUAGAAGUAUACCCCCGAUUGAUACUGCAGUCGACACGCAGCCCACUCACGAGAUUGAUGUCAGUGGCGAUCUUUACAAGAAGAAGAUUGAGGCGCUUCGCCAAGACUUUGGAAAUACGUGGUUGAGUGCCCUCGGAGACGAAAAUUGGGAUGCAAAGUCGGUAACCAGCUUCCCUUCUGAGCAAGACUUUUCACCCGCUCUACAGCCGACGUUGGCUCGCACUCCUAGCCAGGGCAUCGUCUCUGGGAGGACUCUUGGUUGA